UUUCCUUCCUUGGAGUUCUGGGUUCUUUAAUCAUUAAUCAAAAUUAAAAUUUGGUUCUGGGUGUCUUCCCUUUUUUCCCUUUCCUUCAUUGUUGCUUGCUCUUGUACUAGAUCAAAGAUCAUCAUUGGCUCAAGUUUCAUCACCAGGUGCCAAGUUUCAGUUUCUGGGUCUCCCUGGAAUGCAUCGUUACUCACAAGUUUUAAUAUUUAUUUACUUCCGUAGUAAAUUUUUGUGAGUUUGAUGCAUUCUUCAUAUUGUAUAAUUUCCACAAUCACUUUGUGAUACGCAUCUGUUGCUGGAGAAGAAUCAACUGUUAUAGCAAGGAAGUUACAAUUGUUGUUUAUUGCAUGUAGUUUCUUUGUUGGUCAUUAUGGUUAUGGCACAAAUUUAUGUCACUGAAUUGUGUAUAGACUGCAGUCAUAUACCCCGUUGACCUUUCAGCCCACACUUUUUUUCUUUUUUAAAAAAAAGUGCAUCUGCUGCUUUUCUGAAAUCAAUAUUAGAUCCACAAUUUUGACAAUCUGUGUGUUCAAUUUGUUAUACAAGAAAGAGAAUAAUAUUGUACCAUUUAAGUUUAAACUUCAAUUUCCUUUUUUGGAUUUUGAUAUUUGUAACAUUAAAAUCACUCUCCAUCAAACCCUGACUACCACGAGUGUGGUGAGUGCAAUCCUUGCACACAGCUUUACCCUUGCAUAUUGCUCUUUGGAUUCGAACUCGUGACCUUUCGGUUACAAAGGAGUAGUUUUUCUGUAUAAGAAAGUAAUUGCAUUUAGGAAAUUUAUUUGGUGCAAAUCCCAUAUUGGUUUUAAGCCUACUUAGCUUAGCAUGCAUAGUUUGUAGGCACUAUGUCAAUCAUGUUUUGCGUUCCUCUUGUUGAGUGUGUGUACUGUCUGGCUUGUGCUCGUUGGGCUUGGAAAAGAUGUCUUCAUACUGCAGGCCAUGAUAGUGAGACUUGGGGCUUUGCCACUGCAGAAGAAUUUGAGCCAAUCCCUCGCCUUUGCCGCCAUAUUUUAGCUGUGUAUGAAGAUGAUCUUCGCCACCCCAUUUGGGCACCUCCUGGUGGGUAUGGAAUUAACCCUGAUUGGUUAGUACACAAAAUGACAUACGAAGAUACCAAAGGGAAGGCUCCACCAUAUAUACUGUAUCUUGAUCAUGAUCAUGCUGAUAUAGUUCUUGCCAUUAGGGGUCUAAAUUUGGCAAAGGAGAGUGACUAUGCAGUUCUAUUGGACAAUAGAUUGGGGAAGAAAAAGUUUGAUGGGGGGUAUGUUCACAAUGGGUUGUUGAAGGCUGCUGAAUGGGUUUUGGAAGCUGAAUGUAAAGUUUUGAAGGAGUUGGUAGAGAAGCAUCCAAAUUAUACUUUGACUUUUGUUGGACAUUCUCUUGGAUCUGGUGUAGCAGCUAUGUUGAGCUUGGUGGUGGUGCAGAAUAGAGAUAGACUAGGAAAUAUUGAGAGGAAGAGGGUCAGGUGCUAUGCAAUGGCACCGGCUAGGUGUAUGUCGCUGAAUUUGGCAGUCAGAUAUGCAGAUGUCAUCAACUCCGUUGUGCUGCAGGAUGACUUCUUACCAAGGAUAGCCACACCAUUGGAAGAUAUAUUCAAGUCUCUUUUCUGUUUGCCAUGCCUAUUGUGCUUGAGGUGCAUGAGGGAUACAUGUAUAUCAGAGGAGAAGAUGCUCAAAGAUCCAAGGAGACUCUAUGCACCCGGACGCCUUUAUCACAUUGUUGAGAGAAAGCCUUUAAGAAUGGGAAGGUUUCCCCCAGUUGUGAGGACAGCAGUGCCAGUAGAUGGAAGGUUUGAGCAUAUAGUCCUUUCUUGUAAUGCCACAUCUGAUCAUGCCAUCAUUUGGAUAGAGAAAGAAGCCCAAAGGGCUCUGGAUCUGAUGCUGGAGAAAGAUCAUAGCAUGGAAAUCCCUGGAAAGCAAAAGAUGGAGCGUCAAGAAACACUAACUAGACACACUGAUGAAUAUAAAGCAGCAUUACAAAGGGCUAAAACUUUAGAUGUUCCACAUGCUUAUACACCACGAUUACAGUAUGGCACUUUUGGUGAGGAGGGAAAAGAGAGCUCAAAAAUAUCACAAGGCGAGUCUUCUAUUGGUUCAAGUUCAACUAAAAAAAGUAAUGUGGAUGAAAGCUGGGAUGAAUUAAUUGAACGUUAUUUUGAUAAGGAUGAGCAUGGUCACAUGGUGCUGAAGAAAUAAUGAUUAAAUAAGACAAUUUAGAAUACAUAAGAGUUUAUAUAUUAUGAAAAGCAAAAUUCUUUCAUUCUUUUGUGAUUUUUUUUGUCUAAUGUGGCUCAAAGAUGGAACUUGAAAUGAAGACUGAUGAAUUUGUUAGAAGAUG
Gastrolobium bilobum is the source of this 2337-nucleotide messenger RNA. RefSeq lists its product as uncharacterized. The coding region runs from base 846 to 2195 and encodes 449 amino acids. The record is from RefSeq and is a predicted model, not a curated record. Gene Ontology annotation, biological process: lipid catabolic process. The transcript is spliced from 5 exons. Lineage: Eukaryota; Viridiplantae; Streptophyta; Magnoliopsida; Fabales; Fabaceae.